Annulohypoxylon maeteangense is the source of this 4099-nucleotide messenger RNA. RefSeq names its product DNA-directed RNA polymerase I subunit RPA2. Gene Ontology annotation, cellular component: RNA polymerase I complex; nucleus. Gene Ontology annotation, molecular function: ribonucleoside binding; DNA binding; DNA-directed RNA polymerase activity. Bases 80 to 3805 code for a protein of 1241 amino acids. The transcript is spliced from 2 exons. Lineage: Eukaryota; Fungi; Ascomycota; Sordariomycetes; Xylariales; Hypoxylaceae. The record is from RefSeq and is a predicted model, not a curated record. Gene Ontology annotation, biological process: DNA-templated transcription.
CUUCGCAAACGUGAACUCAAUUCGUGAGGCAUCUGACAUUAAAUUUCAAUUGACGCAGAGUCUUUCUUUCGCUGCUAACAUGGCACCGCAGCCAACCAGCACAAGCUGGGAUCACGAAUAUAAUACUCUUCGCCGAGAGAAGCUAUUUAGGGAACCGCCGACAGAUCAUUCUGCGUACCCUCUAUUACAACAAGCUGUCAAUCCACAUAUCGAGUCUUUCGAUGCGCUUUUCGGCAACGAUGGUCUAAUCGCACACGGCCUUGCCGACAUUGGCACAAAAUUGUUUCUAGAUGGAGACGAGCGCGCUCCACCAGCUGGGAAGAACAAGCUGAAGAUCAGAUACAAAGGCAUACACCUCCAAAAGUCGCAACUCCCGCCUACCAAUAAAUUCGCUGUCAAAAACAGAGAGAUUCUUCCCGCAGAAUGUAGAGAACGGCAUGUGUCAUACAGGGGAAAGAUUUCUGCUACUUUUGAGUAUAGAAUAAAUGAUGGAGAUCCGAAAGAGUUCACUCGAGAGAUUGGCCAGCUCCCAAUCAUGGUAAAGUCGAUGCAUUGCCAUCUUAGGGACAACAGCCCAGCCCAAUUGGUUUCGCGCAAAGAAGAAUCGGAAGAACUAGGUGGCUAUUUUGUCAUCAAUGGCAUCGAGAAGAUAAUACGACUUCUCCUGGUCAACCGAAGAAACUUCCCCUUAGCAAUCAACCGUCCAAGUUUCACCAAUCGUGGUCCUGCGUAUACCCCUUACGGCAUCAUCGUUAGAUCAGUACGACCAGACGAAACUUCCCAAACGAACGUUCUUCAUUACUUAAAUGACGGAAAUGUUACCUUUCGCUUCUCUUGGAGGAAGAACGAAUACCUAGUCCCGGUUAUGAUGAUCUUAAAGGCACUGGUGGAAACUAAUGAUAGAGAAAUAUUCGAAGGCCUAAUUGGAUCCCCCGAUUCGAAGGGGAUUCUAAACACAUUCCUCACGGAUCGCGUCGAGCUCUUACUACGGACUUACAAGACCUAUGGACUCUACACAAUGGCACAAACCCGGUCAUACCUUGGGGAGAAAUUUCGACCAGUAUUGGGUGUAUCUGAUACUUUAUCCCACUAUGAAGUCGGCACCGAGUUUUUGCGGCGAAUUGUGCUUGUUCACCUUGGCAAUAUGAAUGUCACUGAAGGACAGGAUUCGGACAAAUUUCGUAUGCUCUUAUUUAUGACCAGAAAGCUCUAUGCCUUAGUUGCUGGAGACUGUGCGGUGGACAACCCCGAUGCAGCGCAGAACCAAGAGAUUCUCCUAGGCGGAUUUCUGUACGGCAUGAUAAUUAAGGAGCGGUUGGAUGAACUGCUUUCGGUUGGUCUUCGCAGUGCCCUUCGAGACUAUUUUAGGAAGUACCCUGCAAGGUCAUUUACUUCGGAAGAAUUUGGGAAAGAUUUCCCCAUCAAACUCUUCCAGAAAACUAAUGAGAACGUCGGCAAUGCUUUAGAAUAUUUUAUGUCAACCGGUAAUCUAUCGAGUCCGUCUGGUCUGGAUCUACAACAAGUAUCAGGUUUCACCGUUGUUGCGGAGAAGCUCAAUUUCCUUCGUUUCAUAAGCCAUUUCCGCAUGGUUCAUCGUGGAAGUUUCUUCGCUCAAUUAAAGACUACGACUGUACGAAAGUUGUUACCCGAAUCUUGGGGUUUCCUUUGCCCUGUCCACACACCAGAUGGUUCCCCUUGUGGCCUACUCAACCAUCUGGCACAUAAGUGUAAGAUCAUGACUAAGUCGCUUGAUGUUUCAACGAUCCCGCAGCUAGCUGCCGAACUUGGUGUCGUCGAUACUUCAUCUGCCGCUACGGAUGAAAGCGUCGUAGUAAUGCUGAACGGGAGGAUCCUUGGAUGGUGUCACCCGUCCGAGUCACGCAGAAUAGCGGACACAUUUCGGUACUGGAAAGUCGAGGGUUCUCAUGGCAUCCCUGUCCAUCUCGAGAUCGGUCAUGUACCGUCAUCCAAUGGAGGAUCUUACCCCGGCAUAUAUAUGUCUUCCGAAGCGUCCAGAAUGGUGAGGCCGACGAAAUACCUUCCCUUAGAGAAAGAGGAUUUUGUCGGCCCCCUUGAGCAACCGUAUAUGUCGAUUGCUUGUACGGAGCAGGAGGUCGUGUCCGGAGAAUCUACACAUGUCGAAUUUGACCCUACGAACAUACUUUCGAUAUUGGCGAAUAUGACUCCCUUUUCCGACUUUAACCAAUCUCCUAGAAAUAUGUAUCAAUGUCAGAUGGGUAAGCAGACAAUGGGAACCCCGGGCGCCGCAUUAGCCCACCGGACGGACAACAAAAUGUAUCGUAUCCAGACUGGCCAGACACCUAUUGUUAGAUCACCACUACACAAUGCAUAUGGCUUCGAUAAUUUUCCUAACGGCAUGAAUGCGGUUGUCGCCGUCAUAUCAUACACGGGAUAUGAUAUGGACGACGCCAUGAUUCUAAACAAGUCUGCCCACGAACGAGGUUUCGGGUAUGGGACCAUCUACAAGACUAAAAAGUACACUCUUAAGGAAGAAAGUCGUACAAGAGCAGCUAAGAAUGUGACUAAGAUGUUUGGCUUUGCUCCAGGCAGCGUUGUGAAGGCAUGGACGCAGACAAUGUUGGACGAAGACGGGCUUCCUCAUGUCGGACGGAUGGUUCAGGAAGGCGACGUCAUAUUUGCCUACCACACGGUCUCUGCAGAUUAUAGUGGUAAUUUGGUAAACCGAGAUGGUGUCACCAAGUACGAAAAGUACAAGGACUCAGAACAAGGAUUCAUCGAAGAAGUGCGAAUAAUCGGCAGUGAGCAAGGUAACGAGCCUGCCCAAACAAUCUCGAUCAAAUUCCGCGUUCCCCGAUCACCAGUUAUCGGAGACAAGUUCUCGUCUCGUCAUGGCCAAAAGGGUGUAGCUUCGCAAAAAUGGCCGUCCGUGGAUAUGCCAUUCUCGGAGUCCGGUAUCCAGCCCGAUAUUAUCAUCAACCCUCAUGCCUUCCCCUCUCGAAUGACAAUCGGUAUGUUUGUCGAAUCACUAGCAGGAAAGGCAGGCGCACUUCAUGGGUUGGCGCAAGACUCAACACCCUUCCGCUUCGACGAGGAGAAUACAGCGGCCGAUUUCUUCGGCCACCAGCUCAUGAAAGCCGGAUACAAUUACCACGGGAAUGAGCCAAUGUAUUCGGGAAUUACAGGUGAGGAGUUAGGUGCAGACAUCUACAUAGGUGUUGUGUAUUACCAACGAUUACGACACAUGGUAAACGACAAAUAUCAAGUAAGAACCACGGGCCCGGUUGUCGCAACAACAGGCCAACCAAUCAAGGGCAGAAAACGGGGAGGUGGUAUUCGUGUAGGAGAAAUGGAGAGAGAUGCUCUGCUAGCACACGGCACAGCGUUCCUUCUCCAGGACCGUCUCCUCAACUGUUCGGAUUACUCCCCGUCCUGGAUCUGCCGUAGAUGCGGCUCCUUUUUGUCGAUCCAACCGACAGUAUCUCCUUUCGUUGGCAGGAAGAAGACGGCGAGUGUGGUUCGAUGUCGCAACUGUGCGACACGCCUUGAUCGGAUUAAUGACGUUGAUUUGACUAAGUUGGCCGGUGAAAUAUGGGAAGAUGGUCAAGGGAACCAAUGGGUUGGAGGCGAAGACACUACGAAAGUAGCAGUUCCCGGUGCUCUGAAGUAUCUGGACGUUGAGCUAGCUGCUAUGGGUGUCAAGCUAAAAUACCGAGUUGACCCGAAGGAUGCUCCGCGAAAAGGCCCGCUGCUACAGAAAAACUGGGAAGGUAUUUCAGCAGUGAAGAAAACAAACGGUCUCCCCCCCGCUAUAAAGGCCGCGUAGACAUAUCGCCAGGUAUACAUUCAAAAAGUUAUUACGGGAUGGCAUUGGGUGGAGUUAAGAGGUUUCCGGCCUUCGGUUUUGGGAAUAGACAAUCCUGGUAGUGAUACAGAGGAGUCUAAUUGAAUUUAAUGAACGACGCACAAUGGUUUCCUUCAAGUGUCUUGGGAUUAAUCAUAUCGUCAGAGGGGCAGUGAUGCAGGUAACCGUGGCGAUGUCUCAGAAUGGCUGUAUGUUGUGUAUCACACAUAUCCAUGGAUCCCUACCAACGCCGAUUGUCGUGCACCGCGCCGCCCG